Messenger RNA from Syngnathus acus (greater pipefish), 1652 nucleotides. RefSeq lists its product as uncharacterized. The record is from RefSeq and is a predicted model, not a curated record. NCBI's taxonomy places the organism in Eukaryota, Metazoa, Chordata, Actinopteri, Syngnathiformes, Syngnathidae. The transcript is spliced from 11 exons. Bases 109 to 1272 code for a protein of 387 amino acids.
AUGACUCGUGGACAAAUUUGAUGAGAAACGGCAGGAAAUGAAGACCGACGAUGAGAAAUUGGAUUGAAUUCCCAAUUCUUCUCCUCACCUUUAGCUCCGACCGUCAUCAUGUCCGACAAUGUGCUCAUGAACCAAAUCGGUAAAAUUCCGAAAACGUCAACACCCGUGUUAGUGCUUCUAAAGGUGAUCUUGUGCAUCAUCCCGAUUGCUAUGAUCGCAGUGGGGGCAGAGCACCUGGACGACUGCCCCCGCCAACGCUACAUUCCCAUUUACCUGAUUGUGAUGGGCGUCUUCUCAAUGCUGCGGGUGAUAUCGGUUUACCUGCCCUGCGCCCGGCAGCCCAAAGACGGCCCUCCGAACCCGCUCUACCGACUCAGCCUGGGUUGGAACGCUCUGUUGGCCGUGUUCCUCAUCGCCUGGUUCAUCGCCGGUAACGUGUGGAUCUACUCCAUAUACAAGCCCAACUACCACAAGAACAUCACAAUGCCUGAGCCUUACUGCGACAAAAGACUCUACCAGUUUGCCUUCUGGACUACGACGCUAGUCUACAUCCUGGCGGGUGUCAUCAUGGGAUUCGUGGCACUCGGCAUCCUCGUGCCGGUCUGCUCAUGUUUGUUCUGCAAUGCCGACCCCGAUGAUAACAUCUGGAAGAUCGCUGAGGUUUCGCGCGACCGUACGUCAGCAGCCUUUGGCCGCCAGGAGGUCGAGAGCUUUGUCGUGCACCGGCCUGUAGAAGAGGGUGAAGCUGGACGGGCACGUCGUUUUGGCCUGGGGACAAACAUAAAACAAAAAUCUGUGAAAUUCGUCCUCGUGCGGCUCUUCUCGCAUUCACAUCUUCACCUCAGGGAACUGAAGAACGACUUGCCAUCGCCACCUUUACUUCAGUGCUUUUUACCUCAACCCACUGUUGUGACCACAGUCCACCUACAGAGGGCGACAGGACUCUGCCCUCCCAAACAGAUAGCUCCCGAUGUUUACGCCAUCAUUUGUUGUGAGAGCGCCACCGUUCGCUCUCAGGUGUUUAAAGCCAAAGGAAAUCCAGAAUUCCACCUGAGAGCCAUCUUUUACAGGAGAUACCCCGACGCACACAUCUCAUUCGAGAUUUGGAGCAGAGGCCUCCUGUGGGACUCCAUUUUGGGCCACGCCCGACUCCACACGACGCCGACCGACCAGAGUCGGGACCACGCGAUGGAGCUACGAGGAGGCCGUUCGGGUUCAGGAGGCCGCGUCUAUGUGGAGACGUCAUCGAGCGUCUGCCUGACGGACUUGUAGCCGCCUCGCCGGCUCGUCCGGUUGGCGCGGUAACAAGAAUCGCGCCAUCCCCUGGAGCAUUUUUAUUUGAAUCUACCAAAAUAGGGACGAUGCCAAAUGCUUGCAAGUGCUGUACAUUUGCAAAGUUUUGUUUUCUUUUCAUGUCAUUUCUCAGAUGUGUGAAUAUUAUUGUUUCUUCAUCGAGUGUGUUUCUAUGUUCCUGUCAUUUGAUAGAACAAGCGACUCCAUCUAAGAAUUUUUGUCAUGGGAAAUGAUACCGCCAGAGACACAAGUGGCUAAUUAGUCUUUAUUGAAAUAUUUUCAUUUUGGGGUGUGCUCACUUUUGUUGCCAGCAUUCUCAUUUCAUCACAGUUGUCUAAUGAAAAGGUACACCCCACUUA